Messenger RNA from Scleropages formosus (Asian bonytongue), 2046 nucleotides. RefSeq names its product solute carrier family 15 member 1a (gene slc15a1a). NCBI's taxonomy places the organism in Eukaryota, Metazoa, Chordata, Actinopteri, Osteoglossiformes, Osteoglossidae. The transcript is spliced from 21 exons. The record is from RefSeq and is a predicted model, not a curated record. Gene Ontology annotation, biological process: transmembrane transport; oligopeptide transport. Gene Ontology annotation, molecular function: transmembrane transporter activity. The coding region runs from base 16 to 2046 and encodes 676 amino acids. Gene Ontology annotation, cellular component: membrane.
UUCUCCUACUAUGGCAUGCGAGCUGUUCUGACGUUAUACUUCAAAAACUUCCUCAAGUGGGACGAAGACUUGUCCACCUCCAUCUAUCACGCAUUUACAGCCCUGUGUUACCUGACUCCUAUUCUGGGGGCCAUUAUCGCCGACUCAUGGCUGGGGAAGUUCAAGACCAUUGUGUACCUAUCCAUCGUCUACACCAUCGGUCAGGUGGUCAUGGCAAUUAGUGCCAUUACUGAAAUCACAGAUGGGAACAGCGAUGGAAAACCAGACACCCUUACAAUACAUGUCGUGCUGUCCAUGGUUGGCCUCUUCCUCAUCGCUUUUGGGACAGGUGGGAUCAAGCCCUGCGUGGCAGCUUUUGGGGGAGACCAGUUUCAGGACCACCAGGAGAAGCAGCGGAGCACCUUUUUCUCCAUCUUCUACCUGUCCAUCAAUGCAGGGAGUCUCCUGUCCACCCUCAUCACUCCCAUAAUGAAAGCCCAGAAGUGUGGGACCGCUGAGCAGUGCUACCCCUUGGCCUUUGGAAUCCCCGCUGCCCUCAUGUUUGUUGCCCUCAUUGUGUUCAUCGCUGGCAGCAGCAUGUAUUAUAAGGCUGAGCCGCAAGGGAACAUCAUUCUGCAAGUUUUUAAAUGCAUUGGAUUUGCACUGAAGAACCGCUUCAAGCACCGAAGCAGCAAGUACCCCAAAAGGGAGCACUGGAUGGACUGGGCCACAGAGAAAUAUGAUAAGCUUCUCAUCGCUCAGGUUAAGAUGGUACUGAAGGUCCUCUUCCUGUACAUCCCACUGCCGAUGUUCUGGGCACUCUUUGACCAGCAGGGCUCUCGAUGGACUUUCCAAACCACCACCAUGGAUGGAAGCUUUGGUACACUCACUAUCCAGCCAGAACACAUGCAGAUGGUGAACCCUAUCCUGAUUCUUAUACUGGUUCCCAUUAUGGAUAGUCUGGUGUAUCCCCUCAUUAAGAAGUGUCACUUGAACUUCACCCCACUGAAAAGGAUGACCGUUGGCAUGUUUUUCGCUGCUAUGGCCUUCGUUGCGGCUGCAGUGCUGCAGACAGAGAUUGACAAAACCCUGCCCACAUUCCCAUCACAUUCCGAAAGCCAGGUGAAGUUCCUGAACAUGAAGAAUGAACCCAUUUUAGUUGGAUUCAAUUCGUCCUCUUCUGGGUGGAUUGAGCCAUAUGAGGCAACGCCUGACUUUCUUACAUACGAAACGAUGGAGAUUAAUGUCACUUUUAACAACAGUCCACCAGUGACUUUUGACCUUAAGAAAAGCUUGCGGCAGACUCUCUUGAUAACUCCUAACACCACAGAUUCAUAUCUGAUAGACGAUCUAACUGAAAAACCAGCUCUAGCAAAGAAUGAUAUCAGAUUUGUCAAUGGCUUGUCUGCCAACGUCAGCGUGAAAGCAGAUUCAGAAGACUUAGGAGUCAUUACGCCGUCGAGUGCCAGCAACUACAUUCAGUUUCCAAAGGCCUCAGUCACAUUUGUCAUUACCUACAUUAAUGGAAGUCAGUGCAAGUACUCAACGCAGUUUGGUUUUGGAAGCUCCUAUACCUUCCUUAUAUCCUCCAAGUCUGGCAAUUGUCAGGAGUCUAUAGUCGCGAUUGAAGACAUCAAGCCUAGUACCAUCCCUAUGGCCUGGCAGAUCCCACAGUACUUCCUCAUAACCAUGGGCGAGGUUGUCUUUUCUGUCACGGGGUUGGAGUUCUCAUACUCACAGGCACCCAGCAAUAUGAAAUCGGUGCUUCAGGCAGGCUGGCUCUUCUCCGUGGCUGUGGGUAACAUCAUUGUGAUGAUCGUGGCUGAAGCAGGCACACUUCCACUGCAGUGGGCGGAGUACCUGCUCUUCGCCUCCCUCCUGGUGGCCGUUUGCAUCAUUUUCUCCAUCAUGGCCUACUUCUACACCUAUAACAAUCCCGUGGAGAUGGAAGCCCAGAUCAGAAUGGAUGAAAACGAGAAGGAUAAGAAAGAGAAGGAGGACAUCUUCCCGAUGGAAAGGAAGGACUCUGCUGAAAACCCAAAAGAAGCCAAACAAACCAAAAUAUAG